AUGCCUCCUCGUAUUCCCGUCACCAAGGGCUCCGAGACCCUCUGCUACGGCGCCGCUACCGUUGCCGCCCUGGCUCCCCUCUACUUCAUGAUUCCCGGCGCCGAGCAGCGUCUGGCUUCGCAGACCGCCAAGUGGGCGCCCCGCUGGGAGCGUAACAUCAGCUACUUCACCCCCUCGGCCGAGCGUGGCAUCAAGCGCGUCGAGCCCCCCGUCGCCCGCACCGUCCAGGCCAUGGAGAGGCGCCUGCCGCUCGAGAAGAUGGCCAAGGGUAUGGAGAGGCGGAUCAACAACGGCAUUGACCGCUUCAACAAUGUCAGGAAGUAA
Molecule: messenger RNA, 324 nt
Organism: Verticillium alfalfae VaMs.102
Lineage: Eukaryota; Fungi; Ascomycota; Sordariomycetes; Glomerellales; Plectosphaerellaceae
Exons: 1
Coding region: 1-324 (107 amino acids)
Source: RefSeq, a predicted model, not a curated record